AAUAGGACCAAGUUCAUAGCGUUUUUGCAACAUAAAUUAGUAGAUUGUUUCCUUUUUCUCUUCUCCAUGGAUAAGUUAUAUUUCUCUGGUGAAUGGUCUUCCAUGGUUGCCAUAAUGCUACUCCUUGGGGUAUUAAUGGCUUCCCUGUACCAAACAGAUGCCCAAAUAGGAGUUUGUUAUGGAGCAAAUGGUGAUAAUUUACCAUCUAGGCAAGAUGUUGUAGCUCUUUACAACCAAAAUGGCAUCCAAAGAAUGAGACUCUAUGACCCAGACCAACAAGCUCUCCAAGCCCUUGGAGGCCCCAACAUUGAGGUCAUGCUAGGUAUUCUAAACCCUAAUCUCCAAACACUUGCUUCAAGCCAAGCUGAAGCAGAUACAUGGGUCCAAAACAAUGUCAAAAACUUUGGCAAUGUCAAAAUCAAGUACAUCGCGGUUGGCAACGAAGUCGAUCCGUCUUCCAGCACAGCUCAAUUUGUUGUCCCCGCGAUGCAAAACGUGCACACCGCCAUUGUCAACGCAGGGCUUGGAGGCCAAAUUAAGGUUUCAACUGCCAUCGCCACUGGAUUGCUUGGAAACAGCUUUCCUCCAUCACAAGGCUCUUUUAGGGCCGAUAUUCGAUCAUCCUUCAUCGACCCAAUUAUUAGUUUCUUGGUGAACAAUGGUUCCCCAUUGCUUGUAAACUUGUACCCUUAUUUUAGUUAUGCAGGCAACACGAAUAGCAUUCAUCUUGAUUACGCUCUAUUCACAUCUCCUUCGGUUGUGGUGACUGAUGGCUCGCUCCAAUACCAAAAUCUGUUUGAUGCAAUGUUGGAUGCUGUUUACUCCGCGCUUGAGCAGGCAAACGGUGGCUCUUUGGAGAUUGUUGUGUCUGAGAGUGGUUGGCCUACGGCUGGUGGAACUGAUACAACUGUUGACAAUGCAAAGACUUACAAUAACAAUUUGAUUCAGCAUGUGAAAGGAGGGACACCGAAAAAGCAGGGAAAGGCUAUUGAAACUUACAUUUUCGCUAUGUUUGAUGAGAAUCAGAAGACUGGAGAUGAAGUUGAGAGACAUUGGGGGCUCUUUUCACCUGACAAACAGCUUAAAUAUCCAGUCACCUUCAAUUAAGAAGAGCAAAGUGAAGUUAAUUUGAUAUGUAUUACACUCUGUUGAAUAAGGCUUGAUUGUAAUUCUUUUCACAAAGAGGCAAUUGGCAAAACAUUUAUAUGUUUAUGAAGAAGAUGCCCAUAUGAAGGGUAAUAAUAAAUAAAGCAUUGCUAUUUUUACUUUAUAA
Camellia sinensis is the source of this 1273-nucleotide messenger RNA. RefSeq names its product glucan endo-1,3-beta-glucosidase, basic isoform. Gene Ontology annotation, molecular function: hydrolase activity, hydrolyzing O-glycosyl compounds. Gene Ontology annotation, biological process: carbohydrate metabolic process. The record is from RefSeq and is a predicted model, not a curated record. NCBI's taxonomy places the organism in Eukaryota, Viridiplantae, Streptophyta, Magnoliopsida, Ericales, Theaceae.